UUUGUUGUUGUUUGGCCUAUAACAUAAAGAAACUAUGUAUAUUAGGUCAAAAGUGUACAGAUUAGGUCAACAGUGUAAACACAUAGUUCUUUUAAAAGACAGCUUGUAAUGAAAUAGAAAUGGACGUAAAAUGGCUUUUCUUUUGGGUCCUGGCGAUAGGAAUCUGUAAUGGUCAAGGCGACAAUAUGGCUGCCUUGACAGCAUUGGUAAAAGAAAUGAAAGAAGAGAUAUCUGCCAUGAAAUCUGCUAUGGUUUCAGGAUUUACCAGUGUAUGUCCACUGAUAGCUGCACAAACCAAACCAAAGGACUGCAGAGAUCACCAGUUACUUGGGAAGAAUGUUUCUGGUGUGUAUAACAUAUACCUACCAGAGUCGAAAGAGAAGAAGCAGGUUUUCUGUGAUAUGGAGACAGAAGGUGGCGGAUGGACGGUUAUACAGAAACGGAGAGAUGGUACACAAAACUUUUAUACGGGCUAUAAUGAUUAUGAAGUAGGGUUUGGGAAUGUAACAUCAGAGCACUGGCUGGGGAACAAAAACAUCUAUACAAUCACAAGCAACGGCGAAUAUGAAUUACUAGUUGUGCUGACCGAUUUUCAAAAUACUACCAAAAAGGCCAAGUACAGCUCUUUCAGUUUGAAAGGUCCAACAACCAGCUAUGAGCUUGAAGUUUCUGGAUAUUCUGGUGAUGCAGGUGAUUCCCUUGCAUUUGACCAUAACGGACAUGCCUUUUCUACUGCUGAUCAUGACAAGGAUGGAUCCAAGGACAUAAAUUGUGCUCAGAAACAUCACGGUGGGUACUGGUACAGUGGAUGUUUUAAGUCCAAUAUAAAUGGAUUGUGGGGCAAACCUGGUGAACAGGGAAUAAUUUGGGGAAGCUAUCAUAGCUGGCAAAUGUAUGUUCUAAAGGAAACCACCAUGAUGAUUCGACCAACAGCUUUAAAUUGAUUCAUCCUACAGUCUACAGUGGAAUUUUAUAAACCUUGAUGAUUAAUACCACAAACCAGCAGACAACUACAAGCUUAUUUUAAUAACUGUAGCAAUCUAUCGGUUCUAUUGCUAAUAAAUAUACAAUGUAA
Molecule: messenger RNA, 1075 nt
Organism: Mytilus trossulus (common blue mussel)
Lineage: Eukaryota; Metazoa; Mollusca; Bivalvia; Mytilida; Mytilidae
Product: fibrinogen C domain-containing protein 1-like
Exons: 5
Coding region: 120-944 (274 amino acids)
Source: RefSeq, a predicted model, not a curated record